AUAAAUUAAAGAUAAGCACUAAUGGGGAAUUGCUGAGGAGAUAGCAAGGAAGCCAAGAUCAAGCUGUAUGAAGAAAGACUAUACGCCUUGUGUAUUAAAUAUAACUUUGAUAUCGAUGUCAACCAACCUCUGUCUUUUAAUGAAAUGUUCAGGCGCGAAAAUUGUAAUGAAAUGGGAGAGCAAUUUAAUGAAGAUAGCUCUAAAAUCAUCAUUAUGGAGUUUAGAAAAUUUCUCUUCAUCACUGCCGCCGAAAUGUCAAGGAUCAGAAGAACCACUGGAUACAAGAAGCUCAAUCCUAGACAGUUUAAUGAUGGAAAAACUGCAGUGUGCUACGAGUGUCCAUACAACGCUCCUCCUUAUGUGGACCGUGUCUGGAGAGCAGUGAUAGCAUACGAUGCUAAGUACAAGGAUAUUUGCUACAAGCUCUGCUUCGGAUACCUCCUUAGAAAGGAUCCAAGAGCGAAUCUAGACCUUUCCUUUAAAAGAUAUAACGAUUGCAGACUGGAUUUAUAUAAGAGAUGUGAAAAGGUAGUCCCAUUCCAUAACUGCUGGCCAAAAUAUCAUACUCAGGAGGAGUUCUAUAAUGAUUUCGUAUAUACUGUGUGGGCCUCACCAACAACGAUUAAUAACUUUAAGCUUCACCUCGCAACAGUUCCAGUUCAACCAGGUACAAUCAAUGCACAACUCUUGAUUGAAAAUUCAAAGAAAAUCAAGAGUGAUUUUCAAAGAAGUUUCCCACCUGAAUGUCAGGGAAGGCCAAAUGGACAGCAAAAUACAAUGAACAUGGCUGCUGUCGUGAACCAUCCCUUCCUCAAAACUCAAGAUCCAAAUUGGAGGGCUGGAGCCUUAGUAAGAAUCAUGAAAGAAUAUCUUCCAUUCAAUUUUGACCAAUAUGUCUCACAAGAGCUGAUGGUGUCAAUUGACCAAGCUCAAGACAUGAUCUUCGAGUACAGAAGAUUCCUCCUUUUAUAUGGCUUGACUAACUUCAAGCUAUAUCCAAGUGAGCAAAUAGAGAAAGUCUGGUUAAUACACAUGUCAUUCGGGGUGAACUACAUAGAUUUCUGCUCAAAGACAAUUAACUUCGUUCCUUAUCAUGUGCCGUUCACAGGGAAUACAACUGGUUAUGACGACAGGACUGAAUAUAACAACACUUUGGGUUUCUACACUGCGAUAUUUGGAGUGCAGCCUUGCUCAUCUUGUUGGCCGCCUGCUGAACUCAGAUUCAAUGUUGAAAAUUUCCAAUGCAUGUUCAUCAAUUUAAUCCGUCUGGCUGGCUUCUUCUGGGCCCAUCAACUCGGAAAUCUCUCAAACGGAAGUCCAACUUUGGCUCCUCGAAACAACAUGGGAGCAACUCCUCAGUACGUUGAAAAGAAGGAAAAGAUGAAGCAUAAGAAAGGCUCAAAAGCCGGAAUGAUCGCUGCAGGAGUAGCCGUCGGAGCUGGUGUGAUCCUCGUAGGAGGAGGGCUUGCAUUGGUCGCAUAUCCUGACGCUGUUGAUUAUAACGACACGAAUCUUCUGGAUACCAUCACAGAUGGGCUCCAUGAUGGUCUCUCAGCACUAGGCGAGCUCUCCUUUGGAGAUCUCGCAGAUGUGGGAGAAGGAGCACUAGGAGUCUUUGAAGACAUAGACUGGCCUGACAUAGACUUUGAUGGAUUUGCAGAUGUUGCUGGAGAUCUCUUUGGAGAUGCUGGCGAGUUCUUCGAAGGUGUGGGUGAAGCCAUUGCAGAUGGAGCUGGAGAUGCUGUAGAUGGCAUUGGUGAUGUUGCUGAAGGAAUAGGAGAUGCUUUUGAUUGGUAAAUCUUCAAUAUUUUAAA
Molecule: messenger RNA, 1814 nt
Organism: Moneuplotes crassus
Lineage: Eukaryota; Ciliophora; Spirotrichea; Euplotida; Euplotidae
Source: the annotation of a GenBank genome assembly